CUGUGUCUGUACUCGUUUGUUCCAUGAUGGCUCUGGCUGGAGCUGCUGCUCUUCAAGAAGCAGAGAAAGACAACGAGACAGAGGCAAUAAUUCAAGAAGAGGAGCAUCGUGUUGACAAGAGGUCAACAUCUUGUCCCUCCCACUGGACUGAGUACAACGGCCGCUGUUUCCUCUACGUUCCUCGAACCUUGACCUGGGCUCAAGCUGAGAAAAACUGCCAGUCCAAGGGUGCACACCUUGCAUCGAUUCAUGGAACUCGGGAGUACAACGAGAUUAAGAGGAUAAUAUCAGAUAGAACUUAUGGCUCUCCUGAGACAUGGAUUGGAGGCUCUGACAGCCAAGGGGAGGGUGUUUGGCUCUGGAGUGAUGGCACACCUUUCGCCUACUCAUACUGGUGCAGAGGAGAGCCUAAUGACUACUGGAACCAGGACUGUAUUCAGAUGAACUACUCAGGUGACAAUUGCUGGGAUGAUUUAUGGUGUGAUGCGCGCCGGCCAUCAGUCUGUGCCAAGAAAAUCUGAUGAUUCCUGAGCAGAUAAGAGAGGCAUGAAAUACCUGUGAAAAGCACAAAUAUUAGUGGAUAUGUGUUUGUGUUUAUUGUCACAAGUUAAUCUGUCAUUUUAUCA
Messenger RNA from Thunnus maccoyii (southern bluefin tuna), 626 nucleotides. Its product is annotated as type-2 ice-structuring protein-like. NCBI's taxonomy places the organism in Eukaryota, Metazoa, Chordata, Actinopteri, Scombriformes, Scombridae. The transcript is spliced from 6 exons. The record is from RefSeq and is a predicted model, not a curated record. The coding region runs from base 24 to 521 and encodes 165 amino acids.